UCAUAAAAAGAGUAUAAAAGAGAUUUAUGUUUUACGGCAAAAGCCAGUGUGUUGCGAGCUGUAAACGAAUAAAGGUUACAGAAGAACACGCUCUGGAUUACAAGGUUGACUAUUGAAGAGUGACCUUACAAUUGGUGCCGAAACCGUGGACUGUUUUUAAACAGUAACGGUACAUACCAGCUAACGCUCGUCCCGGAUUAAGGGAGAGGUUGAUGUUAGAGUGGUUGUUCACUGGGGACAUGACGACACCAGGUGACAACACUAGUAGACCGUCGGUGGAAACGACACCGCAGGGGACGGCGCGUGGAGCGACAGCGCCGACUGUUCUAGACUCGCGGCAAAUUGCCAAGGAGUUUAGCGAUCUGAAGAUCGCAUCGGACAGUCGUCCACCGAUAUUCACCGGCAUGGUGAAUGACGCUGUAGAUGAGUGGUUACGCGAGUUUAACCGCUAUGCUGCAGCGUUAGAAUGGGACGAGCGCAAGAAGUUGCGCCAGGUUCCAUUGUGCCUGAAGGAGUUUGCCGGGCAGUGGUGGGAUCACACCACCAAGGACGGGACGGAAAGCUUCACGAGUUGGGCAACGUUCGAGACGCAGUUACGCGCUCGGUUCCGCCCGAAGGACCUCAUUCUACAAUACAAACGCGAGCUACGUAGGCGACGUCAGCAACCAGACGAAGAUAUCGCGACGUACUUCAACGAGAAAGUAACGAAAUGUUACUUGGUCAACCGAGAGAUGAAGGAUGAGGAUGUCAUCGAACAGGUUAAGGAUGGCCUGCUCGAUCGUUUCAACACGAUGGUCGUGUUGUCACAGGCGAAGACUCCCCAGGAGUUUUAUGGGGAGCUAACUAUGGCGCAAAACGCGCUUCGCCGGAGGGAUCAACGGGAAUGUGACAAUGCUAAAACGACGGUGGCCACGACAGGGCAUCCGAAGCCGUCAAAUAGGUUCGGACCACCGAAGCGUCAGGAAUGGCGCAGUCGCACGUUCGGACGGAACCCGUCUGGUAGUGGGGAUGGUGAGUCGGCAAAUCGGCCGGCUACCGCCAAACAUGGGGGAAGUGGUUUUACAGGUAAACCAACCCCCGGAGGUCAACGCAGUUGUUACAACUGCGGGAAGGUGGGACAUUUGGCUCGGGAGUGUCCAUCAAAUAAACCCAAGACCAGAGCGGAAGUCCGAAUGGUGGUGGGGCGUGUCAGUGGAGGCGUGGUGAGACCAGUGACCUUUAAGUCAGCUGGUGCUAAACCGACGUUUAAGGCACGCAUCCGGAGUUUCAAGCGGAAGAAACCGGAAGUGGCCGGUCUGCCGACCACAUCGGACAGCGACACGAGCUCAGAAGACGAGCUGCCGUCAAAACGAAAGCCAGCGCCGGCACCGCCUGCACCGGAACCGGACGCACUGGAGUUGUCAGUCGGUCAUGAGGAGGCUAUGGAAUUUGGGGUGUCGGACAAUGGAGAGUGGACACCGCCGAGUUCCGACAGCGAGCCGGUAGAAGUGGAAGUCCGGGAGCCGGAGCCACCGCAACCGACUGCUAAAGUCACGCCGAAGCCGGUGGUUAAAUCGGUAGUGACUAACGUGUCGGUCGCAGCCAAAUCGGUCGCACCGAAGAAAGCGGACACCGUGGUGGAGAAGCCAAGCGGUGGAUCAAAGAAACCGGACGUGGUGCCAAGGAAGUUGGACCCCGUGCCGGUGAAAUCGGAUGCAGCGGUCAAGGUACCGGGCACCGCAGCGAAGAAGCUGGACGAAGCUUUGCGAAAACCGACAGGGCUGCCGAAGAAAUCGGAGCCAUCGGUUAGCACGGUCAAACAGCCGGGUGGUAGUAAGCCACCGCAACCGGUGGCCGGUAAUGCACCGGCCGGAGCGAAUGACCGCGGUGGCCUGAAAUGGUGUCCGGGAAAGUCGGAACCAGGAGUGCCACGCAUGGUCGGGGCGUUGAAAACGCUGCCGAUGAAGGAGACCGUCGCCAAAGCGCCGGUGAAGCGGGCUUUGGAGGACGUGAACCCGCUGGACAACGACGUGACAAUGGGGCACGAAAAGUCGUUGUUAGGACCACCAAUGGUCAAAGUUUCCAUGAUGCCAGUGACUGGUCAUGGACUGCUGCGGGUUCGGGCGUCGUUUGCUAACGAUGUGCCCAUGGAUGUCAUCCAGGUUCGGGUCGGACUGUUGGAUGGUCGGACCGGGGCGGAUAUAGUCCGUACUCGGAAGUGCAUCGUGGAAUGGAACGUCGUCAUACCGGACAAGACUGUGGGAUAUAAAGUCACCAUCCGGAGGGAAAUGCAAGUGGAAGCAUUGGACGGACGUAUUGGUUCAGCAGAUGUGAAGCUGAACCGGAUGCACUUGGUGGAGUUAAGCCUGGGCUUGUCACGGGUUGACGGUCAGGCUACGUUGAUGCGCAUUCACGACCAGAAGGUCGGGGUCACCGCCGAGGAGUUAGAGCUAGCGGCCAAGGAGUUGGAGCUGGCUUUAACCAAGAAGCAGAAAGUGUGUGUUUUGGAAGCACACCCAAAGAGAGGAGAGGUCGUGUGGUUGGCCGGAGCAGUGUUGACUGCCCCAUUGCCAAAGGUCACAAUCGAGUUGAAUGGUGUACAGUUUGAAGCGGUCGUGGACACUGGAUCUACGAUCAGCAUUGUCCAGCGUGCCCUGGUGGACCUGUUGGGAGUAGAUUUGGCUCCUUCAACCAUCGAAGCCGAGUGUGCCAACGGACAGAUGAUGGAGGCCCAGGGACAGGUGCUGUUGCAAGUGGCAACAGCUGGGCAACGGGAUAUCGUCCCAUUCAUCGUGUUCGAUGAAUUUGCCAUGAAAGGUCACGAUGUAGUGAUUGGUUGCAACAUGUUGCAACAGCUGGACCUGCUUGUGGACGUGACGUCCCAACGACUGGUCAGCGGGAACCAAGGUGGGCUGCAAGAGCCACCAAAGGUGCCGAAGCCGAACUGGACCUGUCAGCGUGGGACUACACGUGGGAAACUUUGUCGAUAGAAAGUUUUGACGUGUGUGACCUGGAGACCCGAGAUGUGG
Messenger RNA from Paramacrobiotus metropolitanus, 3008 nucleotides. RefSeq lists its product as uncharacterized. Gene Ontology annotation, biological process: proteolysis. The transcript has 3 exons. NCBI's taxonomy places the organism in Eukaryota, Metazoa, Tardigrada, Eutardigrada, Parachela, Macrobiotidae. The record is from RefSeq and is a predicted model, not a curated record. Gene Ontology annotation, molecular function: nucleic acid binding; aspartic-type endopeptidase activity; zinc ion binding. Bases 213 to 2969 code for a protein of 918 amino acids.